This is a messenger RNA of Panthera uncia (snow leopard), 10545 nucleotides long. It is a transcript of the gene REL, whose product is annotated as REL proto-oncogene, NF-kB subunit. Gene Ontology annotation, molecular function: RNA polymerase II cis-regulatory region sequence-specific DNA binding; DNA-binding transcription factor activity, RNA polymerase II-specific. NCBI's taxonomy places the organism in Eukaryota, Metazoa, Chordata, Mammalia, Carnivora, Felidae. The transcript is spliced from 10 exons. Gene Ontology annotation, biological process: canonical NF-kappaB signal transduction; cellular response to stress; innate immune response. The coding region runs from base 341 to 2092 and encodes 583 amino acids. Gene Ontology annotation, cellular component: cytoplasm. The record is from RefSeq and is a predicted model, not a curated record.
GCGGCGGUGCGGGGGUCUACGUCAGCCGCGGGAAAUCCCCUCUCCUAGCUGCCCGCCCCUCCGCCUGGCCGGCCUGUGGCUCUGGCGGCGCUCCGCCCCCUACCCCUGGCUCCCGCACCUAGGGAGGGCGACUCUGGGUGCUCCGAACGCGAGAAUUAAGGGGGUGGGAAGGUGUGAGCCGCAAACUCCGAGGAGGGCGGGAAGGAGGAGGAGGCCCCGGGGGUGGUCAGGGGAACAGGGGGUCCCGUCGGCAGAGUCCGUCGGCCGCCGGACCGACGCGGGCUGAUCGCGGAGGUCUCGGGUCUGGACGCUUGGAGCGGGCGGCGAGGUGAGCGGAGCCAUGGCCUCCGGUGGGUAUAACCCAUGUAUAGAGAUAACUGAACAGCCCAGGCAGAGGGGAAUGCGUUUUAGAUACAAAUGUGAAGGGCGGUCAGCGGGCAGCAUUCCAGGGGAGCACAGCACAGACAACAACCGAACAUACCCAUCUAUCCAGAUUAUGAACUAUUAUGGAAAGGGAAAAGUGAGAAUUACAUUAGUAACAAAGAACGACCCAUAUAAACCUCAUCCUCAUGAUUUAGUAGGAAAAGACUGCCGAGAUGGCUACUAUGAAGCAGAGUUUGGACAAGAACGCAGACCCUUGUUUUUUCAAAAUUUGGGUAUUCGAUGUGUAAAGAAAAAAGAAGUAAAAGAAGCUAUUAUAUCAAGAAUAAGGGCAGGAAUCAAUCCUUUCAAUGUUCCUGAACAACAGCUGCUUGAUAUUGAAGAUUGCGAUCUCAAUGUGGUGAGAUUAUGUUUUCAAGUUUUCCUCCCUGAUGAACAUGGUAAUUUGACAACUGCUCUACCUCCUGUUGUCUCUAACCCAAUUUAUGACAACCGUGCUCCAAAUACUGCAGAAUUAAGGAUUUGUCGUGUAAACAAGAACUGUGGAAGUGUCAGAGGAGGAGAUGAAAUAUUUCUACUAUGUGAUAAAGUUCAGAAAGAUGACAUAGAAGUUCGGUUUGUGUUGAACGAUUGGGAAGCAAAAGGUAUCUUUUCACAAGCUGAUGUACACCGUCAAGUAGCCAUUGUUUUUAAGACUCCACCAUAUUGCAGAGCUAUAACAGAACCAGUAACAGUAAAAAUGCAGCUGCGGAGACCUUCUGACCAGGAAGUUAGUGAAUCCAUGGAUUUUAGAUAUCUGCCAGAUGAAAAAGAUACUUAUGGCAAUAAAGCAAAGAAACAAAAAACAACUCUACUUUUCCAGAAACUGUGGCAAGAUUGUGUUAAUUUUCCUGAAAGACCUAGACCUGGUCUAGGAUCAGCUGGAGAAGGACGAUUCAUCAAAAAAGAAUCCAACUUUUCUCAUGGUGCAGUUUUGACAGAUAUGUCCAGGACCUCAGGCAUUUCAAGCCAAGCAGACUCCUACUAUUCCUCGUCUGUGUCCAUCUCGAGUGCGUUGUCACAUCAUACUUCAGCCAUACCUGCAAUGGUAUCUCAGCCUUCAAGCUGGUCUUCAGGGGCCCACCCCACCUCACGCUCAGUCAACACAAAUCCACUGAGUAGUUUUUCAACGGGGACACUUUCCUCUAAUUCACAAGGUGUCUCACCAUAUCUGGAAAUACCUCUUGUGAGUGAUUUGAAUGCCUCUAAUGCUUGCAUUUAUAACAAUGCUAAUGACAUAGGCAGAAUGGAAGCAUCAUCCAUGUCAUCAGCUGAUUUAUAUGGUAUUUCUGAUGCCAACAUGCUACCGAAUUGCCCUGUGAAUAUGAAUGACAGCAUGAGGGAGUCUGAUAAUCCAAGACUUGUGAGCAUGAAUCUUGAAAACCCCUCAUGUAAUUCAGUGUUAGACCCGAGAGACUUGAGACAGCUCCAUCAGAUGUCCUCUUCCAGUCUGUCAGCAGGCGCCAGUUCCAGUACUACGGCUUUUGUUGCACAGUCCGAGGCAUUUGAGGGAUCUGAUUUCAGUUGUACAGAUAACAGUAUGAUGAAUGAGUCGGGGCCAUCAAACGGUACUAAUCCAAACAGUCAUGGCUUUGUUCAUAGUCAGUAUUCAGGUAUUGGCACUAUGCAGAAUGAGCAAUUGAGCGACUCAUUCGCGUUUGAAUAUUUUUAAGGUAACUUGUGUGAUUUAAAUGGUUACUCAAGAUUUAAAUCCUUUGACAUGUUUGUAACCAUUUUUAUGUUACCUAUAUAGAUACAGUAUUUUAUAUUUCUCUGAGACUAUAACAUAGGGUUUUGUUUUGUUUUUUAUUUAAAAGAUGACAGUUCAAAACUUCUUUAUCAGAGAGAAGUAUAAAACUUUGGGGAUGUAGGGCCUUCCUCUAACAGGCGAUCUUGGCUCUGGAGCUCCUUGUUUAGCUGGCAGAGAAUUUGUCAGGAUAUAAUGAAAGAUGAAUCUUCAGUGCUGAAGCUACAGCUUGAAAGAGAGGGAUGAAAUCAUUUCCUAACUUCAGGAAGAGGAGGAAAAAUUCCAGCAUUUACAGAAGACUUUUGCUUCAAAGAGUAGAUAAAUCUACACAGACUGAACUUCUAGGCUAGGAUGCCCUAUAGAGUCUGACAUCCAAUGAAGGUUUAUUAAACUAGCACAUACUUCAGCUUAGGCUAAAUCAUUAUUUGACAUGAGUGUAUAAAGUACAUGUUAAAUAUUGAAUAAAACCAAUUUUCCCGUUAACCCCCCCCCCCGCCCCCACACACACAACUUCGGGUAUAUUGAAUAUAAAGCUAGAAAGUACCAUAAAAGGACAAUUCUGAAAUGGAAAUUUAAAAGGGCCUGUUUUUUCUUUUGAAACAUGUGACCUGAUGCUGUGUGCAGUGCGAAUUCUGUCUUUAGAGUCCUAUCCCAUUUCCCCAUGACAGAAUGAGAAGGUGAGAGAGAGCAAGGCUCUAGUUUUUCCAAAUAUACUUUUUUAUACUUCUUUUAUAUUGUAUUAAUGUAUUCUUAGGUAAAUGAAUUAACUGAUAUUUGCUUUUAAGCAAAUUUAAGGUGAAACCUGUAAUGACUAUGUCAUUGGAAAAAUGAAUUACUUAUUAUUUUUGAGACCCAUGGGCCAAGGUGACCCCUAAGGGGUUUUCUGGAGUUUCUUAGAUUUUUUUUUUUUUUUUUAGAGAGAGAGUAUGAGCUGGGGGAAGGGGCAGAAGGAAAGAGAAUCUUAAGCAGGCUCCACACUCCUUGUGGAGCCCAAUGCAGGGGUUGAUCCCAUGACCCUGGGAUCAUGACCUAAGCUGAAACCAAGAGUGGGAUGCUUAAUCAGCUAAGCCACCCAGGUGCCCCUGAGUUUCUUAAAUUUAUAUGUAAAUCAAAAGUCUUUAAAAAUUUAACUUGGACAGAAGGGAGUUGAAGUGAGCUUUCAAGGCAGGGGAAGUUCUCUACAUUUCGGUCUUAAAUCCCUACCUUUAGAGUUGCUUGUGAUUUUAGCUUUACAUCCAUGUCUUUAAGGUGAAGAAGUUUCCUUAGACCUCUUUCUUGUUUCCUGACUCACUGUGAUCUCAUCCAAUUUCGUGCCCUCUUCCUAAAUUUUACCCUUAGACCUAUCCCCUGACCUCCAGACUUGGAGCUUACAUUAUGCAUGCAAAACUGAUUAUUUGACAUCUCUGCUCAGAACCUAAUUAAAGCUCAGACUCGACAUACUAAAACUGAGUUCUUGAUCUUCCCUCCCAAAUUUGCUUCUCCUUCAGUCUUCCCCAACUUAGUAAUAGUAAUGCCAUGCUCCUAAAGUUGCUCAGGUCCAAAACCAUGGAGUCAUCCUUCAUUUUUUAUCUCCCUAAUCCAAUCCGUCAGCAAAUCUGGUAGGCCCUGCCUUCAGAAUAUAUCCAAAGUUCACCACCUCUUUUGACCUCUACUAUCAACUUCCUGUUCUAAGCCACUAUCGUAUCAUCUCCUGCCUAUAGCCUCCAAAAACGCUCCUACAUCCUUGUGCCCCUACUGUCUAUUCUCCCAAAAGUAGCCAGAAUAAUUAUUUUUAAAAGAAGUCAAAUUGUCAGUCAUCUGCUCAAACCAUCCAGUGGCUCCCUACUCCCACACAGAGUAAAGACCAAAGUCCUUAAAAUUAGCAGGCCCACACUCCCUCUCCUGUCUCAUCUCUUACCGUUUUCUUUUCCUCAUUCAGCUCCAGGCAUUUGGAGCCUCCCUUCAAAAACACCACUUAUACUCAUCCCUCAGACUCUUUGUGUUUGGUGUUUUCUCUGCCUUGCCUGUCUCUCUCAGAUACAUGCGUGGUUCACUUCUUAACAUCCUUCGGAUUCACUCAGCUGUUGCUGAUCAAGGCCUUAUUCAACUAUCUACACAUGAGCACUCCAUGCCCCCUCUCCCUUAUAUUGGUCUAUGGUACUUAUCAGGAUCUGACUUUACUAAGCAUUUGUUUAUUGAAUCCCCAGUUUGUGGAAUAGUGUCUGCCUCCUAUUAAGCACCGAGUUAUUUCAAAGUACUACUACUAGAACUUUCAAAGUGUAGUACUAAUAGAAUGUUCAAAGUAUUAUAGAACUUUGUUUUUUGAAAGACCAGCUCUAAUUAUUAGAUGCUUAGGAUUUUUUAUAAUUCUGUUUAAUGUGACAUGGGGUUUAUGUCUGAAUCAUGUACCUUCAGGUCAAGGAUUAAUACUGGUAAUCCAAACUGUUUGAAAGCAGAGCAAUCCCAGUGGCAAAAUGAUGGUAGAAUUUAGGCAGUAAUAGUAGUUGUGAUGGAAUUGUCAUGAUGCUAAGUAAAUAGCUUGUCAAAGACUUAGUCUCUUUUACAACCAGAAUCUCCCAUAAAUAUUGAGCAUGUUCCGAGCUAGAAACAGUGUGUCAUUUCACUUACGUAGUGUCCAAGCAAACCAAUAAAGUUUAUUGGAACAAUCAAAAUGGGAAAUGUGUGGAUGUCAUGUAAAUAAAAAUUCCGAGUGAAUGAUCCUGGGAAAUGAGAAGGCGAGCAAGAUAAAUCUUGACUUGAGGUCUGGAUAGUUUAGGAAGCAGAAGAAAAAGAGUAAACACACUUAAGUACCAUUAAUAUUUCUCAGAAAUUUGAUUUCAAAUCAAAACAUUUGUUAUGUAACUUUAAAAACCAUAAGCAUAUAGCAUGCUUUAGAAGUACUUAACCAGUAAGUGAGGAAAACUUGGAAGGUAUAAUUCCUUUUUUAUUCAAAAUAUGAACCCAGGAUAUCUCCAGAUAGUGGUUCUGAGUUUUGUUUUGUUUUUUUUUUUAAAGAGAAUCCUAUAAUUUUAUAUUAAUUAGCACUGGCAAGCUUAAACACAGACAGUUAGAAUAUCUAAGUGGAUUUUCAUUAAAUAAGCAAUUGACUUGUUUCGCAGUUUUGGAUUUUUUUCUGUGUAAGCCGCAUUAAGAUACUGCAACAUCUGUGUUUAGAGUAUUUCCAAUGGAUUUCUCAUUUUUCAGGUGCUAUUUACUGAUUGUAGAAUUUAUUUUAUAAUUUAAAAAGAAUUUGGCAGCCAGCUUCUCCUUGAUCUCUAAAUGUAUUUAUGCUCUCACACGUAGUUUCCAAGGAAAAGGUGCCCUUCUGCCUUUCUAAAUGAACUCUACUUGUACCUUGGACUGUCCUAUCUCUCCCGUCUUGUUUUUGUGUCCUCAUAUCACCAUUUAGUGCCGGUUUUCUUUGUAUAAAUGUAGUAAAUGUCUUCUCUAGUCUAAAAAGAAAGGAAACAAAAAUCUUUCCUACCAACUUCAUGCCCUUUCCUUCACAUCUGGGCUUUGGAAAUGCUUUCAGCCUCCCAUUUCCUCAGCUCCCAUUCUUUGGCUUACUGUUUCAUAAUAUUCUGGGGAGAGGGCCAGAGUCACUGUCCUUGUCAAAUCUAGUGUCUUUUUGUCAGUCCUCACUCUGCCUGACCUAUUCAUAACCUUCUUCCCUAUUGGCCACUCCCUCCUUGGAUGCUCCUCCCCGGCUUCUGUGGUAGAUAAGAUUCUCCGAGGCUGACAUUUUUUCCAGUCUCAUCCCAAGCCCUCAUUUGGUGCUAUUUUUCCCCCGGGUGGCCUCAUCAAUGCCCACGAUUUCAGCUUUCUCUCAUGCUGCCCACACUUACCUUUAUAAACUGGCUCCCCCUUUGGAUUCUCUACUUUCAUUAAUGGGAUUGCCAUUUACCCUGCCACCCAGAAUAGUUAAUAGGAACUCCAAAGUCACAUUUUAUUCCUUUUCUCCCUCCCUCACACUCAUACUUAGUCAUCUGGUCUUUUUAAUUCUGCCUCAUAAAAAUGACUUGCAUUUUUCCCUCCUUCCUUCCUAGUGCUUUCUUAGUAUAGGUCUUCAUUUCUUUUCCCCAACAAGAAUCUUCUGUAUACUGUGGUUAACAAUAAUACCACAUUCUCCUUAAGCCCUAUUAUGUAGCUGGCAUUCCUUGAAAAAUCUCUCAGGCUGCCAGGCCUCCAUGCCUUUAACAUACUCACUUGUCCUCUGCUCUUCGGCAACAACAUGUAUCCUUUUUUUUUUUUUUUUUUAAAUAUAAAAAUCUGUAUUUAUUAUAGUUAGCAUAAAACAUUUUUUGCAUCAAUUAUUGUUGUAAUUUAGGCUGAAUAACUCCAGCUAUUUGGCUACUGUACCGAAGUCCUCUUUUGAACCUACAACGAAGAGCCUGUGAUAGUUAUGGAAAGAGUUACCAUAGCAACCUAUAUUGAUGUCACAAGCUCAGUCUUCUGACUUCAUUGCAUAAUGUAGUAGCAACUGGGUUUGCAGCAGAAACACCCUGCUAAAGAAAAGUACCUUGGUUCACAGCAAAGAGGACAAAGGAAAACAGCAAGGUAUAGGGAGUUGAAAGAAAGGAAUUAUUAAUGCCUUGUAGUAGGUAACUAGCUCACAAAAAUGAAGAGGACACUUUGAAAUUAAAAAGCAUAUAGGGGCACCUGGGUCGCUCAGUCACCCGGGUGGAACCUGGGUGGCUCAGCGGACCCGGUGGCAUCCGGCUCAGGUCAUAUCAUGGGUUGGGGGGUUUGAACCUUGUGUCAGUCUCCACACUGACUGUCCAGAGCCUGCUUGGAGUACUCUCUCUCUGCCCCUGCACCGUGUGGGUGCUCUCAAAAUAAACAAACUUUUUUUGAAAAAGCAUAUAGCUAGAGUUUUUUAUUUUUUGAAAUAGUAAUGGGUAAAGGAUAUGAUUGAUGUCCUAAUCUUAAUUUUAAUAAAAAUGUGGAGAACUCUUACAUCAAUAUGUCAUAUUAUAUAGCUAGAUCUAUUUAAGCAUGUUUUUGUAUGUCUCAGUGAAAGAUUAUAUCUGUUAAUGAGUAUUAUGCUUCUUACACUGGGUACAUUAAAUCAUCAGUGUUUAUUUUACCAUGCAAAUAUUCAUCCUCAUUAGAAUACAAAUAAGUGACAUGGCUUUGCUCAUUUAAAAUACAAUAAAAAUUUGCAAUGAUAUCCUUUUUUAGACAGGCCUGAUCUUUCCAUUGGAGCCUAAAGCCUGUUCAUUAUGUCAGUUGGGUCUAGAUUUCUAUCAUACAGUGAAUUUCCGAAUUGAGAUUUUGGAACUUGAAAAGGCAUUUACACUAAUAAACUUCCUCACCAGAAACUAAGCAACACAUAUCCUUUAAGACUGGGCUUCUCCUCCGUGAAGCUGAGUCCUCCCCCAGUUGAGACACAGUUCGGUGCGUGCGCCUGUCGCCGAGAUCCUCUCAGUCAAGUACAGUCCUUAAAGGUGUGUCUCAUUUGGCUUUUGGACUCUCACUUGGCACCAUCUGUGGCAUCGUUGGUACUGAAUAAAUGGUAGCUAUUCAUUAAAGAGGGAAGGAUAAAACUGACAGAGGAUUAUAAAAUGUGGACAAGGAUAUGAUUUUUAAGGGGAAAGGUUACUUAAGCUGGUAGGAAAAGCAGUGAUGCCAAGAUUACCCAGCUUGUGAAAUACUUUACUGUCUGCUUCCUAUACUGUCAACUGUAUUAGGUAGAAACUUUAAUAGUUAUUAGGAUUGUUUCACAUCUCUGACCUUGCUCCUUUUCUCUGCUGUAUGUGGCAGUUUUAAUCUUCUAGGCAUUUCUUCAACACCGUACCCUUGCACAGACACUCCAGUAUUAAUGUAAUAAAUCACAUAGCACAUUUUUAAAAGUUUAUUUAUUUAUUGGGGGGGGGGGCAGGGAGAGAGGGAGACAGAAUCCCAAGCAGGCUCUGCGCUCAAACUCAUGAACCGUGAGAUCGUGACCUGAGGCAAAAUCAGGAGUCAGAUGCUUAACCGACUGAGCCACCCAGGCACCCCUUUUUUCCCUCACAGAGCACAUUUUUGUUAUGUCUAAUGUGCAAAGCACAGUGUUAGGUGCUAGAAAUGAAACAGGUGAUGGAGAUAAAUCUCCUGCUUUCACAGAUGUCAGUCUUUUUCUUUUAAGAGGUAAAAUACUCUGCAAAGUACAGAAAGUGGACUAGUUUUAAGUGUACAGCUUGAUGAAUUUUUACGUAUGUAAACAAUCAUUUCCAGUAUCCCAGAAGUUUCCUCCAUGCCCUUUCCAAUGUACCUAUAUCUCAAAACCACUAUUCUUAUUUCUGUCAUCAGAACCUACUAUUAUAAUGGCCUUUUAAAUUGGUAACUGGGUUCCUCUAAAAGCUGGGUUGUCAGUUUUAAACCUAAUGUUUCAGAAAAAAAUUUGUCCAUGUUAAGAGAGACUUGGAAUUGGUGAUCUAGGCUGCCCGGUAGUGCCCAAUAACUUGUUAUAUAAUAGGGGAUUAAAGAAAUUGCCACGUGAUGUUAAAUAGCAUGGGAAAAUGGAAAGAGUAGGGAUUUUUUUUGUCGGAACAUCUAGGUGUGAAUUUUCAGCUCUGCAACUUACAGGUUAUGCAAUAUUUAACAAAUCAUGCCUUCUGUGGGCCUCUCUUCAGAUAUAAAAUGCAGAUAAUACCUUCUUUACCUACCUCACAAGAUGUGUUGUAUUAAAUAAAAUAAUGCACAAGAAACUAGUGCUAAUGAAAUAUUAAUAAACCAACAUCUAUGUGUAUCCUGUGGCCCUGAGUAAUCUCUAAAUCCAGACAUUCCUUCUAAUAUAUGGCAGAGUGAGAACUAUGGAGUAGAUUCCUUAGUAGGAACUCUGAGAUGGGUUUCUCUUUAGUGACCACCUGUUGUGCCCAGAUCUGGAGGCUGUUCAUUUGGCCUUACUUUUAACAGAACCAUUUUCUACCAUAUUCUGUUAUAUAGCAAACCUAAGAUCAUUUCCAGUUCUGAAAUUCUAGGAUCCUUAAUUUAUUUGCCAAAGUUGAUUAUGAGUUGGGAGUUGUAGCACUAUCUUCCUACAAGGGAGCCUCAUCAUAGCUAACGAAGUUGCCACUGAAAGAUUUCUGAUCGUUUCCCCACCCCCCCCCCCCAGGGGUUGAGUAUGAAAAGGGCAAAAUUAGGAUGCUUUUCGUAGCACACAGAAUAAAAAAUUUCAUGCUAUUUAACAUAAGCCCAGGAGUGGGCAGCUAAUGAGAGCGAAAUAUAUGGUCUGUGUCUGAUCUUAUGCCUUUGUCUAAGAUUUAGUCAAAUUGCUAUUUUAACUAAUACAUCUUAGCAGAAUUUAAAGGACAGACUUAAAAUCAUUGGAUAAGAUUGAAUCUCAAAAGUAAUUGUAAUUUUUUUCAUGAUACAAAAGUAUAGGUUAAGAAAAAACCUUUAUGUCCCCACUACUGUCACUAAUAAAUAAAACACAGAUAAAAAUUUUAAACAUUCAUUUCUCCUAAAGAUUUUCUAAAUAUGUUUCAUUUCGAAAUGUCAUAUAGCUUUAGGAAAAAAUACCACCUGCUAGUAAUUAUCUAUUUAGAGGGGGUAGAAUUUAUCAUUUGUCACUUACCACUCAUUUCCACUUCAGUUUACGAUUGGACUUUCAAAAAUUUAAAGAAUCUUAAAUGUUUAAAGAAUUGAAAGAACUUAAAAUUUUUCCUUAAAUAGUUAUGUGUGAACAGUAAUAAUUAGUAAAUAAUGGUGCUUCAGUAAAUCGAGUUUUCAGGGAUAUCAGCAGAGUAAAUAAAAUGUGUUUUUGAUAAAAGUAAACAUCUUGGCUGUUUUUCUUAUUACAUAAUCAAAACAGUGUAGCUUUGCAUAAAAUGUAGUAAUAGAGAAGAUGGGAGUAUUUGGGGAUCUACUUAUGGAAUUUAGUCUCAGGAGACUUCAUUGGGAACAUGGUACAGUCUAGACAAACCCUUUAUAUGUCUUAUGUUUUAAAAGAAUGUAUUAAAGGGGCACCUGGGUGGCUCAGGUUGAGCAUCUGACUCUUGAUUUUGGUUCUGGGAAUGAUCCCAGCACCAUGGGAUCGAGCCCCACGUCAAGCUCCAUGUUGAGCAUGGAGCCUACCUAAGAUUCUCUUUCCCUCUGCCCCUCCCCUGCUUGUGCUCUCUUUUUCUUUCUCAAAAAAAUAAUAAAAUGACUUUAAAAGAAUGUACUUAAAAAUGGUGUUAACUAAUGAAUUACCCUUCUUACGGGCUCUAAUAAAUUUGAAGGCACUGUAAAAAGUGGUUUUUGUUAAGUUCUCAGGUAUUCAAUUAUUUAUGUUAAAUGUCACAUCAAGAUGUAAUCAUUUGUAAAAUGUCAAGAUGCUUUUUGUUGUACAGAAUAUUUUAUUACCUUUGUAAUAUCUUUGUAUACAGUGAUUUUUUUUUCGUGGUAAUAAAUGGAAAAAACUCAAAGACUUAAAA